ACAAAUACUAUCGCUUUCCCGACGACGUGUAUUUUCUUCCUUACAAACAAAAUUCACAGAUCUCACUUCUUUUUCUCUAUUUCGACUUUCGUUCCUUCUUCUAAGCCUAAACCCAUUUCCAUACUUUCCUUCUCAUUCUCUUUCUGUGUCUUCACGUUCCUGCAUUGCCUUUGAUUCUGUGGAAAAUCUAGCACAAUGUCGGCCAUGGUGGACCAUACAGAUCAAGGGAUUGGAGCAUUAUCCAAGCCAGCUGCCACACCAAACUGGACAAUCAAUGUUUCAGAUAUAAAAACCGUUAAGGUUAGCAACAUUUCUCUAGGUGCUAGUCAGAGGGAUAUCAAAGAAUUUUUUUCAUUCUCUGGUGAUAUUCAAUAUGUUGAAAUGCAAAGAGAAUCUGAAACAACCCAGCUUGCCUAUGUCACUUUCAAGGAUUCACAGGGAGCCGAUACAGCAUUGCUUCUGUCGGGAGCCACCAUAGUUGAUCUUUGUGUCACCAUUACACCUGUUGAAGACUACGUGCUGCCACCUGAAGCCCUUCCAUCAAGCCCGGAGAAAAAGGUAGCUGAUACUAAUCCUGCUGUUAAGAAAGCUGAAAAUGUUGUUAGCACCAUGCUUGCCAAGGGUUUCAUUUUGGGAAAGGACGCCAUCAGUAAGGCAAAAUCGUUCUAUGAGCGGCAUCAAUUGACAUCAAAUGCCUCUGCUACAGUUGCUUCCAUUGACCGUAAGAUAGGGUUGAGUGACAAGCUAAGUAUUGGAACAGCUGUGGUGAAUGAAAAGGUGAGAGAGAUGGAUGAAAGGUACAAGGUAUCAGAAAAGACGAAAUCAGCAUUUUCAAUUGCCGAGCAGAAGGCAAGCAGUGCAGGAUCAGCUAUUUUGAGCAAUCAUUAUGUAUUAACUGGAGCUUCUUGGGUUUCAAGUGCAUUUGGUGCAGUUGCAAAGGCAGCUGGAGAUGUAAGCAUGAUGACCAAGGAAAAGGUUGAGAAGGCUGAGGAAGAGAAAAAGGAGAUCGUUUACAAAGAAAGGACUGGGAUCAUUACUGACUUUGCACAUACCCAUCUGGAUGAACCUCCGGUUGUUCCAGUCAAUUCAACCGAUGACAACAAACUCGGAAUUAUUUGAGUGCUUCGGAUUUUUUGUUUACUCACCACAUCGGAAUUACUUUAUAGAUUGCUGUGUGACAAUUGUUGAUACAAGAAUUCUUUAUGACAUACAAGGAGUCUGUAUUCCAUAGAAUGCUAUAAAUCCUUACGUCAUGUUUGUUAUUCUAAUGGCAUCCAUAUUUGUAUGGCAUUUACUUUGGUUUUUUUGUAUAUCUCUAUAACUCAAAUCUUGGUAGCAAUUUGCUACCUUCUGAAAAUAGCUGAUUUUUAAAUGUGAUUAUAGUUUGCAUUUUUUUACUUUGAA
Molecule: messenger RNA, 1404 nt
Organism: Ziziphus jujuba (common jujube)
Lineage: Eukaryota; Viridiplantae; Streptophyta; Magnoliopsida; Rosales; Rhamnaceae
Product: binding partner of ACD11 1
Exons: 6
Coding region: 196-1119 (307 amino acids)
Molecular function (GO): RNA binding
Source: RefSeq, a predicted model, not a curated record